This is a messenger RNA of Vanderwaltozyma polyspora DSM 70294, 1113 nucleotides long. RefSeq names its product alanine--glyoxylate transaminase (gene AGX1). The record is from RefSeq and is a predicted model, not a curated record. Gene Ontology annotation, cellular component: peroxisome. Lineage: Eukaryota; Fungi; Ascomycota; Saccharomycetes; Saccharomycetales; Saccharomycetaceae. Gene Ontology annotation, molecular function: L-alanine:glyoxylate transaminase activity; L-serine:pyruvate transaminase activity. Bases 1 to 1113 code for a protein of 370 amino acids. The transcript has a single exon.
AUGAGUUUGAUUUUAAUUCCAGGUCCUGUAGAAUUGAGUGAAAACGUUAAACUUUCAUUUAAUGAUCCAGCAUUAGUACCUGCAGAUCCAUUAUUUAUUGCUAUUUUCCAAAGAGUAUUGAAAAAUACAAGAAAAUUAUUUAAUUCCACAGACCCUUCUUCACAACCUUUAGUCAUUUCAGGUUCAGGUACUCUAGGUUGGGAUUUAUUUGCUGCUAAUAGUAUAGAUAAUGGUGAUAAUGUAUUAGUUAUCGAUACUGGUUUCUUUUCAGAACAUCUUGGUGAGUGUUUGGAAUCUUAUGGUGCUCAAGUCACAUAUUUAAAAGCAGAAGUUGGUGAUAUUGUUCCUUUAAAAGAUAUCGAGGCUGAACUUGGUAAAAAGCAAUAUAAAGCUGUUACAGUGACACAGGUCGAUACUUCUACAGCUGUGUUAAAUGAUGUGGAAGGCAUCUGUAAUAUUAUUAAAAAAGUUUCCCCAGAAUCUUUAAUAUUUGUUGACGGUGUUUGUUCUAUUGCUUGCGAAACAUUUGAGUUCGAUAAAUGGGGGGUAGAUUUUUGUGCUUCUGCUUCUCAAAAGGCUAUAGGUGCCCCAGUUGGUUUAAGUGUUUCAAUUGCUAGUGGUAGAUUUGUGAAAUUAGCAGAAUCGCAUAAAAAUAUUGGUUAUUUUACUUCUUUGAAGAAAUGGAUACCAAUUAUGAAAUCUUAUGAAGGAGGUGCAAGUAGUUAUUUUGCUACAAUUCCAGUAGAAACUGUCAAUGCUUUAGAUGCUGCUCUAACUGACAUUUUCAAUUAUCCAAAUGGGUUACAAGGUAGAAUUGAGGCCACUAAGAAAACAAGUGAUGAAUUUAAAUCAAAUCUACAAAAACUAGGAUUAAAACUGGUGUCGAUAAAUGAAAAUUGCCAGUCACAUGGUGUUACAGCAGUUUUUGUCGAUAACCCUCAAAAAGUCAUUAAAUAUCUAAGAGAUAAUGGUGUUGUAAUAACUGGUGGCUUGUUGAAAGAUAUUGGUCCAAAAUAUAUACGUAUUGGUCACAUGGGUGUAUCAGCAUGUGAUCCAAAAUUGAAUCAUGUACAAAGAUGUCUCGAAUUGAUUACAGAAGCAAUCAAAGAAUAA